This is a messenger RNA of Geodia barretti, 600 nucleotides long. The record is from the annotation of a GenBank genome assembly. NCBI's taxonomy places the organism in Eukaryota, Metazoa, Porifera, Demospongiae, Tetractinellida, Geodiidae.
AUGAGAGUCGUCGCCAAGAAAGAUAGAGCUAGUAGUCUUGAUGACCUUUUGACCCCUCGCCCCCUUCCCUCCUCGUCUUUGUCAGUGGCGACAACCAUACGAAACAGCGUUGUACAGAUUCAGACUAUUACCGACAACUACCUGUUGCCGAGGCAACUGGAAAACAAACAACAUAGGGUGUUGACCUCUGGACCUGUGCGGAGGAGAAAGGAUCCCGUCCCUAUUCCAGUCCAGAACAGAACGGGGGAGCAAGAGCUGAUGGCUGCGAUGACAGAGGAAAUAUUGAACAAUGGUCAGCUUCGUCAACGCCAGGAACUAAACAACUACCGCUCACGACCAACAGAACCAAAACUGGACCACGGCAGACCAAAAAACGACAAAAGUUACACCAUACAAACCCAACUUGUACCAAAGAACAAAAAAGACAACCAAACGAUUUCACCACCUCGUCCAUCCCAGACCCACCAAAACAGAAAACUGACCAAAAUCGACCACAGAUUACCAAAUGGUAGUGACCAUUCGCUACAUAUGGUAAAGGACCUUGCUGCAAAGUUUGGUGGGAGUGAAGUCAAACGUGACACCAGUACCAAACCACAGUAG